Molecule: messenger RNA, 3532 nt
Organism: Rhipicephalus sanguineus (brown dog tick)
Lineage: Eukaryota; Metazoa; Arthropoda; Arachnida; Ixodida; Ixodidae
Product: nodal modulator 1-like
Cellular component (GO): endoplasmic reticulum membrane
Molecular function (GO): carbohydrate binding
Source: RefSeq, a predicted model, not a curated record
GCGCCGAGUGUCCCACGAAGCAAGUAAGCGGGCGCCGUGGCUCCGCUAAAUGAACUGUUGCUUAGUUUUAAUUUAAUUUUAUAGCGUACAAUGGCGGGAUUUAUGCGCAGCAUUGCAGCCUUACUAUUGGUUGCCGUGAGGUUAGCGAAAUCGGACGAUGUGAUGGGCUGCGGUGGUUUCAUUCGGUCCAACGUGACCAUCAACUACUCACGGGUCGAAGUGAAAUUACUAACGCGGCAAGGCAGCCAGAAGUAUCAGACUGAAGGAGCACCCAACAAUGGGUACUACUUGAUCCCGCUGUACGACCGUGGUGACUAUACGCUGCGAGUGGACCCACCUCCCGGUUGGGUCUUCGAGCCUGCUUCCGUAGACUUGCACAUCGACGGCACUACGGACCCCUGCAGCACAGCACAAGACAUCAACUUUGUCUUCAAAGGAUUCUCCAUCGUGGACAAAGUUUUGAGCGAUGGCCAACAGGAGGGACCCCCCGGGGUGACGGUGGAGCUGCGUGACAACCAGGGCAGGACGCUGCAGAAGACACUGAGCACCAAAGGGGGCGGCUACGUCUUCACACGCAUCCUGCCGGGAGAGUACACACUGGUUGCCUCUCACCCCAUCUGGAGCUUGGGCCGCUCCAGCACCACCGUCAAGGUAAUCGACGACAAUGGUACCCCCACCGAGAGCCUCGUGGUCGCCGGCUACGAUGUUCGUGGUGAAGUCUUUGGCGAGGGUGACCCGAUUCGAGGCGUGCACUUUGUGCUCGCAUCCGACAAGUCUGAGACGGGGGCCAAGGUGGCGCUACGAGGCUGCGAGGACAGCCCGCCCCGUGGUUUCAGUCUGCCGGCUGGCCUACACUUCUUGUGCACCGUGACCUCUGGCAGUGAUGGACAGUUUGUGUUCCCCGCUGUGCCACCGGGCUCGUACAAGUUGCUGCCCUUCUACAAGGCGGAACGCAUUGAGUUUGACAUUGCACCACGGCAGGCUGUCUUCUCUGUCAAACACGGUGGCCACCGCUUCCCCAACAAGUUCCAGGUCCAAGGCUUCAGCGUGAGUGGCAAGGUGCGUGUCUCCGAAGAGGGACCCGGUGUGCCUCAGGCCGAAGUCUUCCUGGGUGGCAGCAGAGCGGCGACCACCGAUGCCUCUGGCACAUUCCACCUCGAGAACAUGAAAGCCGGCCAGUACGUCAUCCAUGUCAAGGCCCCCGGCAUGACGUUCGACCCGUUCCCCGUGCGGGUGUCACCCAACACACCCGAGCUUCCCGCCAUAGUGGCUUCUCAGUUUGAAGUGUGUGGCACCAUUGAAGGUGCCAGCCGUAGGAUCAUCGUGGAAGGCAGCAAGGAGCCGUCGACGGUGAUUGCAGACUCCUCCGGAAAAUUCUGCACUGCUCUCAAGGCCGGCAAGUAUGUUCUGCGACCUUUUGUCGGAAAGGAGGAGGAGGCCUCGGGCCUUCGCUUUGUGCCUGCCGACAUGUCGCUGGACGUUCCCGUUGUCAAAACGGACGAAGUGGCCUUUAAGAGAUUCAGGGCCGAAAUUCGAGGUAAAGUGGCCUGCAUCAAGGAGUGUGGGCAAGGUCUCAAGGUGUUCCUGCGUGCUGCCAACUUGCCGGAGGAUGCCGAAACGGCCACGGCAGAGGUUCAGCCGGAUGGGAGCUUCCAUUUUGCCGGUUUGUCCGUGGGGAAAUACAGGCUCUGGGUGGACCGCCCAGAAUGGUGCUGGGAACACGACCGAGUUGGCGGCAAGCUUCAUGCCGUCGACGAGGCCGUCUCACGUCUGACGUUGCAGCAGACGGGUUUCCGGGCAACCGUAGUGUCGAGCCACGCCACUCGCGUCGAAGUGGUUCACACCGACGACAGCGCUGCCGCCCUGAACCUGGAAGUCCCUGCGGGCUCGUCUCGGCACUGCUUGCCCAAGCAAGGAACGUACGCCGUGCGACCAGUCGGAUGCCACGAGUUUAGGGAAAAAGACAUCAGUUUCGACACAUCUCAGCCAACUGCCAUCACUCUGACUGUGUCCAGGCACACUGUGGGUGGCAUUGUGAUUGCCGAAGAGAAUGUCACCGACCUGGUUGUGAUGGCUACAUUGUCGGGAGCCUCUACACCUGUCCAAGUGGUGCCUUCUGCACCGGUCAAGCACGCUGGGGACAAGUUCCUCUUUCGGUUCAGCUUGAUGCUUGCUCCAUUGGUGUCGGCUGAGCUCGUACCUCGAUCGGGGCGUCUGCUGUUCAGUCCGCCUGCAUUGCGCAUUUCCGUAGGCAACGACUGUGCAGAGGAAGCUGCACGCUUUCGAGGGGCGCAUUGGCCUUUUUGUGGAUGGUCGCGUGAAACCACCACUGGGAGGUGUGCAUGUCGUGGUUCGAGACAUGGCAGGCAAGCGGCCGCAAGCAAGGAUGGCUACGUGUUGCGCCCACUGGACAAGCUCGGCCAUUUCGAGGCCUUCAAGUAUGCCGAGGUGAAGGUGACAGUGUCAGAGGCUGGCGGGCAGCCCCUGGCGGGUGUCUUGGUAUCGCUGAGUGGAGCCACCGACUACCGCAACCACAGCCGGACGCGCGAAGACGGCCGGCUCCGCUUCCCGAAUCUCAGCCCCGGCAAUUACUUCCUUCGACCUAUGAUGAAGGAGUACCGCUUUUCGCCUGCCUCUAAGAUGCUCACUGUUGGGGAAGGUGCCACUGUCAAGUUGGACAUCACGGGUGACCGCGUGGCAUUUAGCUGCCUGGGAUUGGUGAGUUCGGUGACGGGCGAAGCCGAGCCAGGUGUGUCUCUGGAAGCACUGGGCACGGGCACCUGCCAGGGACAUCAGGAGGAAGCCCUGAGUGACAACGAGGGCGCCUUCCGGCUGCGCGGACUCCUGCCCGGCUGUGCCUACCAGCUGCAGCUCAAGCCAGGCGCCAACCCACACAUCGAGAGGGCCGAGCCCCCCAAACGCGAACUUGUGGUCACCAACGCGGACCUGACAAAUGUGCGGGUCAUAGUGUUCCGCUUCUUCAACCAAAUGGACAUCACAGGCCAGGUUGUCACAGACCCCAAACACCUGCCCAGCCUCAAGAUUCGUGUGGUGGUGGACGAUGCACCCGAACAGACACUGCACACGGUCACACCGGGUCCCGGCGGUUUCUUCUUGCUGCCACCGCUGACACGUGACGGCCGCACCUACUGCCUCCAGCUAGAGGGGAGCAGUAACAAUGGCGGCACCUGCUUCCAUGGCAACACGUCGCACCGUCACGUGACGCUGCGUCACGCGCCCGAGCUGCCACCACACCUCGAGCACGAGAUCGUGGCCCGCUCCUCACUGCUUGCCCUGCCUGUGACAGUGGUUGCGCUGCUUGCCUGCUACUACUCUUCACGCCUGCUCACCAUGGGUGCUGAUGUUGCACAGACACUGCGGACCCUAGUGAAGCAGAUUAGUGGCACAGCCAAGAACACCGAGGGGGCCACGGGUUCACCUGCCGACACGAGACGAAAGGCCAAAGCGCGGCGCACCUGAGAUUGCUCUUGGAUGCCCCAAGAUACCAUUUGUAAAAUGCCACAUUCCCGGA